Molecule: messenger RNA, 1209 nt
Organism: Sclerotinia sclerotiorum 1980 UF-70
Lineage: Eukaryota; Fungi; Ascomycota; Leotiomycetes; Helotiales; Sclerotiniaceae
Exons: 1
Coding region: 1-1209 (402 amino acids)
Source: RefSeq, a predicted model, not a curated record
AUGGAAGAAGAAUCUGAUUCGGCAAUGAGAGGGUUUGCAAAGGCAUCCAAGAGCGAUCACAUCGCCAUGCUCAAUGCAUUCCGUGCGCUUCGUAAUCUGGAAGAAGUUGAUGGACCUGAAAUCAUGCGCUCAUUUGCACAUCAGAAAUUCCUUAGUGUAGCGAAUUAUGAAAAAGCAAAACGAUCCAUGGUAUUAAUCCAACAGGCGCUUCAGCGCAACGGCUUCAUACAAAGUUCUCAGACAGCUGUCGCCCAUGGAUCCGGUAUAGGAUAUGGCGGGGCUCUGUUGAAUGAGAACUCGGAUCAAGACGGCUUAAUCAGGGCACUUCUUGUGCAGGGCUUGUACCCGCAUAUUGGUACAUGGGAUAACCACACAUCCAGAUAUCAAAUUGUGACUAAUGAAAAAAUUCACGUCUCGAUACAUCCUUCUUCCAUUAACAACCCCAAACAGCGCCCCAGUCUGGACAUUGAGGGCAUCAAAUCACCAUCAAAAGGGAACGCUAGGUUAUUAUCCUUCAGCACCCUUGCUCUUAUCAGCGACAACAAUCUUGUUAUGCACCGCACAACUGCUGUCACUCCUUUCAUGGCAUCUUUAUUUAGCGGAACUUUGAACCAAAAGGAUUUGAAUGUGGACCGAAUCGAGGUUGACAAAUGGCUUCCAUUCGAUGUGCAGAUCACAGAAGAGCAUAAGGCCACAGAAGGUGCUGCGGCACGUACAGUCGUACAAUUCAAUAAAGCAUUGCGACAAUUGGAGAAAGCUGCCUUCAGGGAUUUGGCCAAGGGCGUAUAUGUUGUUGACAAUGAAAUGUCUCGUGUUCUUGGUAAUGCGUUGAGGAAUUUGUUGCUUAUUGAACAAGAUGUCGAAAGAGCUGCAGAAGAGUACGAAUUUGACCUUAAUAUGAACAUACAAAAAUUUUGGACUCCACCAGAAACGCUAUCUGAACAAGUACCACUUGAACAACCACUCAAUGAAGAAGCACCAUAUGAUGAGGAUUCUCAUGAAUCUUUUCUAGAACUAGUGGAAAGUGCUUUGGAGGCACCCAUUACCACUAGAAGCUAUUCGAACAGCACGUUAUCCGCUUCAAAGGCUGAGUCAUACUUCCCUACAUCGAAGUGGAAGCCGAGCACCAAAGAAAACAACGGUAAAGAAUCAAUAUAUCCAGGAUGCCGAACCAUACAUAUAAAUACCGACCGAAAACGAACAACAUAG